Penicillium vulpinum is the source of this 1104-nucleotide messenger RNA. Its product is annotated as glycoside hydrolase family 88/105 protein. The record is from RefSeq and is a predicted model, not a curated record. Gene Ontology annotation, biological process: carbohydrate metabolic process. Lineage: Eukaryota; Fungi; Ascomycota; Eurotiomycetes; Eurotiales; Aspergillaceae. The transcript has a single exon. Bases 1 to 1104 code for a protein of 367 amino acids.
AUGUCGCCCCCGAAGCCCACGGCCCCUGAAAUUCACAAGGCCGUCAACCUGUUAAUUGACAAUUUAGUCAACAUCAAAGAUGAGACAGGAAGAUUCCUGCUGCCCCUUCCUGAUGGGCGCAUUAUUGAUACCAAAUCAUGGCAGGGCUGGGAGUGGACACACGGGAUUGGACUGUACGGCGUGUGGAAGUACUACGAGCUGACGGGCGACGAGAGAUUGUUGCGCAUCAUUGAAGACUGGUUCGCUGCACGUUUUGCCGAAGGUGGCACCACCAAGAACAUCAACACGAUGGCCGUCUUUUUGACUCUUGCCUAUGUUUAUGAGAAGACAGGCAAUGUUAUCUACCUGCCGUGGCUCGAUGCAUGGGCUGAGUGGGCGAUGUACGAGCUCCCCCGCACUCGCUACGGCGGCAUGCAGCAUAUGACGUACAUCACAGAGAAUUACCAGCAGCUCUGGGACGAUACUUUGAUGAUGACUGUCAUGCCACUAGCGAAGAUCGGAAAGCUUUUGAACCGACCCCAAUAUAUCGAAGAGGCGAAGAAGCAAUUCCUUACUCACAUCAAAUAUCUUUUCGAUACAAAGACCGGUCUCUGGUUCCACGGAUGGACGUUUGAGGAUGGCGGACACAACUUUGCAGAUGCCCGAUGGGCUCGUGGCAACAGCUGGGUCACAAUCGUCAUUCCAGAGAUCAUCGAGUUACUCGACCUCCAGCCAAAUGACCCUAUUCGUCUUCACCUGAUUGAUACUCUUGAAGCUCAGUGUGAGGCUCUGGCUCGUCUUCAGUCAUCGUCUGGCGCGUGGCACACACUCCUUGACCACCCAGACUCGUAUUUGGAAUCCUCCGCAACCGCUGGAUUUGCCUACGGCAUCCUCAAGGCCGUUCGGAAACGUUACAUCGGUGCCCAGUACCGGCCAGUUGCAGAGAAGGCCAUCAUUGCGGUGAUGGGAUACGUGGAUGAGAAAGGAGAACUGCAGAAUACCAGCUUUGGCACCGGAAUGGGUGACUGUCUUGACUUUUACAGAAAGAUUCCAUUGACCUCGAUGCCUUAUGGUCAGGCCAUGGCCAUUAUGGCUUUGGGCGAGGCCUUGCGUGAUCUCCUGUGA